AUGGCCAUUACAGACACUUUGCCCUGUAGCAUCGUCGCAUACACCAUUGCGAUCAACGCCUGCAGCAAGUCAGCUGAAUGGGAGAGAGGCAUCGCCUUGCUGUAUGGCCUAGAAAUGGCGCUUUUGCAAGCUGAUGUUGUUGCUUACAGUGCGGCGAUCAAUGUUUGCGAAAAGGCCCGCAAGUGGCAACAGGCGUUGCAAGUGCUACAUGUUUCUUUGCAGAAAUCAGUGCGACCGAAUAUUGUAGCCUGUGGCGCUGCAAUUAGUGCAUGUGCAUGCAUAGGAAAGUGGAUGGAAGCAUUGAUGUUGCUGCAUGACAUGCCUGGAUGGCGGGUGCAUCCCAACAUCAUUGCCUUCAACUCUGCAAUCAACGCAUGUGACAAGGCAAUGGAGUGGCGGCAUGCGCUUCUGUUGCUAGAUGAAGCUCAUACACAGACCAUCCAGCUGGACAUGAUAUCCUUCAACGCUACUACCAGUGCAUGUGGCAGAGCAAGCGCGUGGCAGCAGGCAAUUUGUGUUCUUGAUGCUGUUGAAAGUCACGAGCUGCAGCCAAGCCUGAUUACAUUCAAUGCAAGCAUCAGUGCACUUGAGAAAGCUGCUCAGUGGCAGCGUUCACUGAUGCUGCUGUCUGAAGUUGAAGCGCGAAAGCUGCAGCUUAACAUUAUCACGUACACAUCGGCACUGAGUUCGUGUGAAAAGGCUAGUGAAUGGGAGCAAGCAAUGCAGCUCUUUUGCGCAAUGUGUUCGAAGUCCUUGGAACCUAACGUUAUUACUUAUGGUGCAGCUAUCAGUGCCUGUGAAAAGUCAGGGCAGAGCUUCAAAGCAGUGCAUUUGUUGGAGCAAGCGCAAGACACAUUUAUUCGGCCUGACGUAGUCAUGUAUAAUGCUGCCAUCAGUGCAUGCGAGAAAUCUGCGGAUUGGCAAACAGCGUUAGCUCUUCUGUGCCAGACAGAAUCCGCCAGAGUUCAGACCAACGUCAUCACAUUCAAUGCAAGCAUCAGUGCCUGUGAAAAGGCUUCCCAAUGGCAACUUGCACUUUCGCUCAUGAGCGUCCUUGUGAUCAGACGAAUGCAGGCAGAUGUGGUUUCAUACAGCUCCAGCAUCAGUGCCUGUCAGAAGGGUAACCGGUGGCAGGCGGCCGUUUGGCUUUUCAGAGCUCUUCAAUUGGACAGACAAGAAGCACAGGCCAUUACGAUCAACUCCGUGGUGAGCUCCUUGCACAAGCAAGGGAACUGGCUGUGCGCUCUUCAAUUUCUACGGGAAGCUGAUGUCACAGUCAUUGAGCCCAAUAUCAUUACCUAUAGUGCAGCCAUCUCAGUGUGCGCCAGUCCGGCGUGGCAGGAAGCGAUCAAGUUGUUGCUCCAGGUAGAGGACCUGAAGCUGCCCGCAAGCAGUGUCACCUUCGGAGCUGCCACCUCCGCCUGUGAAAAAGCAGGCCACUGGCAAAAGAUCUUAGAGCAUGAUCAUGAACACUCGCAUGUGCUGGGGUGCAAUUCUCAACUCGCUGCCUGUGAGAAGGCGGCUCAAUGGACACAGGCCUUGUCCUUGUGCUCUGGCGCGCGGCGAAGGCUUCUGGAGCCGAACCUCCUGACCUUCAGUGUCACAGUGACCGCUUGUGAAGGAGCUGGCAGGUGGCAAAGGACCUUGGUCUUGGUGGAUGAAAUCGGUGCACAGGCCUUGCUUCCGAGUGUCAUCACAUAUGUUUCUGCAAUCAAUGCAUGUGACGGAGCUCUUACGAGGGCGUUGAUGGCCCGACGGCUCCAGGUGAAGACCCAUCCUGGUUGGAGCAUCGCUGGACAGACCUCGACCAUCUUGGCCAUUUGCCGAUGCUUGGGCACCGACUGCUCCGAGGAGUGGGAGCAGAUCCACAGCCGCAAAGCCAAGGCCCAGUUGACGGAGUACUUCAUCGGCCGCCUGGAGGGCGCCGAGGACGCGACGUCUCCCGCGGCGGCGCGUCAGCUCGCUGCUGGCGGACAACGUGUGGUGGUGCGGAUGGAGGCUGAUGGGAUGAAGAAAGCGGACUACGCCUCUUUGAAGCUCGACCCAGACACCGCCACCCUGGGGAAGCUUCGGCGAUUGCUGCGGAUGGUCUUCCAAAGUCGGUGGCGAAUUUGUGCUCCGCUGGAGGCCAUCGAGAUCUGGAUCGAUGGGACCAGUUGCAAGGAGGAGACCAAGACCUUGAGUCUUUUGCUGGGCGACUUGGACAAACUCUGCUCUCAGCAGUGCAGCAAUUGGAGCGCGCGCCGCUGGGGGUGUCGGAUGCUGCCGGACCCAGAUUUGAAGAAGCGAAGCCAAGAAAUCACCAGCCAUGCGCAAAGGCGGCAAUGGCAGAAAGCACUGGAUAUUUUCCGGGAUGUGAAGCAAGGUGGCCAGGCAGAUGUCAUUCUUUACACCACUGCUCUCGGGGCAUGUGGAGGAUGGCGACGAGCUUUGAAGCUGGUGAUGGAAGUGCAAGAGAGCAAGGCCCUGCAGCCCAAUAUCACCACGUUCAGUGCGGCGCUACGCAGUUGCACCCAAGCCGCUCAAUGGAUCGUAGCAUUUCAUUUGCUCGCAGUAGCAACCGGUGGGUCCUUGACGGUCAAUGACAUCACCCUAGGUGCUGCCAUUGGUGCCUGUGGCAAGGGUUUCUUGUGGCAAGACGCACUUGAGCUCCUGCGGCUCUCCUCGAGGUCGACCUUGCGGUUGAAUAUUAUCGGACUAGGAGGGGCCAUCAGUGCUGCGGGAAGAACCGGGGCUGCAAGCUUUGCCGCGAGUGCCUGGCAAACCGCAGUGAGCUUGCUGGAAAGUUGUGUAAUGCAAACACUGCGCCAGAGUACCAUGGCAGUGAAUUCUCUUAUCGAUGCUGACGCGAAGACCAGCCGAUGGCGGGCAACGCUCGACGCGGUUCGCGCCGUUCGAACGACGGUCUUGGAUCUCAUCUCCUGCAGUUCGGCGCUGGCAGCUUGCGGCAAGGGCUUGCGGUGGGAAGAGUCACUGUCACUACUGCGUGGACUAGCGGUCCGACAGCUUGAAGCAAAUACCGUGGCAUACAGUUCUGCAGUUUGUCAGAGGUCAUGGAGAAUGGCGCUGGGGCUACUGGAACGUGCUGCAGGCACAUCCCUAGAAGCUGAUCCAGUGAUUUGUGCGGCUACCAUCAGCGCCUGCGAGCGUUUCGGUCAAUGGACGCAAGCCUUGUCAAUGCACAACAAGUUGCAAGAGGAGCAUCUCGAGGUGGACCUAGUGACUCAAAAUGCCGCCAUCAGUGCCUGCGGGGCUUGGGCUCGGUCCCUGCGACUGCUGGGCCUAACGCUCGGCCUUCAAGCGAACGCGGUCACCUACGGUGCCGCGGUCGACCGCGUCACUUCCGACCGCUGGCCACAGGCCGUGCAGCUGCUCCAUGUGGGGUUAUUCAGGGCUUUGCAAGCCACGGUGGUCACCUACACUUCAAUUAUGGCUCUCGCAAUCCUGUGGCAGCAAAGCCUUCAAAUGUUGCAUCAGCACGUGCUAUCUUCACUAGACCUGGUCACCUGCAAUUCAGCGUUGCAUGCGUUCCAAGGCGCAUCGGCCUGGCUGCAGGCGAUCCACACGCUGAAGUUGAUGGAGGUGCGUCGGGUGCGCCCGGGGGGCAUCUCUCUUAGCUUGGCGUUGACAGCUCAGAAGGGUGUGAUGGAAGCUGUGCCACUGGUUGAUGGGCUAAGUGCAAGCUCGCUUGAUGCUCUGACGAAAAAGCUGCCAUGCGUGGCUCUUUAUCGCAGCGGUUUUUGUCAGACUUUGAGUUUGGAACUCUAUAUAUAUUGUACAUAA
Molecule: messenger RNA, 3783 nt
Organism: Durusdinium trenchii
Lineage: Eukaryota; Dinophyceae; Suessiales; Symbiodiniaceae
Source: the annotation of a GenBank genome assembly